Hymenoscyphus albidus is the source of this 330-nucleotide messenger RNA. NCBI's taxonomy places the organism in Eukaryota, Fungi, Ascomycota, Leotiomycetes, Helotiales, Helotiaceae. The record is from the annotation of a GenBank genome assembly.
AUGCCUGCAAUCAAAAGACAAACUACCAACCCACAAAGUCCACCAGAGAAUCGUGACCUCGCCUGGGGCAUCUAUAUUAUCCUCGCUAGCAUAGUCGGAGCAUAUGCUGUGCUUUUACUUUGCUUCUUCUUAUACCGCAAAAUCGGAAGAAGCAUGCAAGCGAGAAAAGAGCGACAAGAAGAAGGAGGAAGAGCUAGACAAGGUGCUGUCAAUGAACUUCGGGCCUGGUAUGGAAAUAGACAUAUGGACAUUGAAAUGAGCGACUACAGUGCGAGUAGAGCAGACACAAGUGUCUACAUAACGCCUCCACCGUCAGUAGUCAUGAGAUAG